Molecule: messenger RNA, 1969 nt
Organism: Cornus florida
Lineage: Eukaryota; Viridiplantae; Streptophyta; Magnoliopsida; Cornales; Cornaceae
Product: ubiquitin-conjugating enzyme E2-17 kDa-like
Exons: 4
Coding region: 1036-1371 (111 amino acids)
Source: RefSeq, a predicted model, not a curated record
CCACCCAUUUCAGAGUACCACAUAUAAUCAUAUUUGAUCAAGUGGGAGAGUUUUAGGGUGAAGGGUUGGAGGAAUAGGAAACUCUUAUGGUUAUACGUAUUUUUAGUAAUUUUUCCUUAAAAAUUAACCAGUUAUUAAUCAUUUGGCGAUGACCCAUGUCAGGUUGAUUAAUUUUGAUUUUUGGGUUUAGAGACAGAAAAGUGAGGUUCAAAGAGGAUGGUAGGAGAACCAGAGCAUACCCAAAAUCCAUGGACGGAUACUGAGAAAUCCUCAGCAGAAGAAAUGGGAGCUUCUCAUUCUCAGCCUCACCAUUCCUACAACACAUCUGAUGUCAAAUUGGGUUUCCACGUGCGAAGCCUCUCUGCUGCUGGUGCAGCAGUGCUCUCGGCAGUCCUUGUCAACCCACUAGAUGUUGUCAAGGCAUUUGUUUUAAUCUUUUGAAAAUUUCAAUUUUGUAAUUGAUUUUCUUUUGUUUUUGUGAUUAUGCCCAUUUGUAUAUUCAAGUUAUUAUUUUCUUUAUAUUGUUAUUUAGCUAUUUUGUAAUGUUUUCUGUGUGAUUGUUGGGGAUUCAUGCUUAGUGUUUUACAUCCUGUAGGUUUUGCUGGUUGCUCUUUUGUGUUUCUUCUUUCGUCCAUAGAUACACUGCUGUUGUAUUAUUUGCCAAGUGUUAUUUCUAUUAAUUCACAGUGUAUGCUUUUGUUUUCUCUAAACAAUGUUGUUUUUAUGAUUUUAAUCAAUGGAAAAGUAUAUUGUAUUCUCUGUGUCUUCAUCUUCUAUUGUGUUUCCUUCAUUCAUGUAAUGGAAUAUAGAUGAACUUGUUUUUGUGUGCACCAUUUUAAUAAAUUCUUCAUGGUACAAGUAUGAUGGUUUUUUCCUGUUAUCUUUAAAUACUAAGAUGUAUAUUAAAUUUGAUUUUUAACUUGGGUUGAGAAGGUCAUGGCAAGGGAAGACAUCAUGGUUGGUCAUUUUGGUGUUGGAGAAUUUUGGUCUGAUCUGGUCUAAUCUAAUCUUAUCUAAUCCUCCUCGGGUCUCGCCAUGGCUUCUAAGCGGAUCUUGAAGGAACUCAAGGAUCUCCAGAAGGAUCCUCCUACAUCUUGCAGCGCUGGUCCAUUGGCCGAGGACAUGUUUCACUGGCAAGCAACAAUUAUGGGUCCUCCAGACAGUCCUUAUGCUGGUGGAGUUUUCUUAGUUGCCAUCCAUUUUCCUCCAAAUUAUCCAUUCAAGCCACCUAAGGUGGCAUUUAGGACAAAGGUUUUCCACCCAAAUAUAAACAGCAAUGGAAGCAUAUGCCUUGACAUUUUGAAGGAACAGUGGAGCCCUGCACUAACCAUUUCCAAGGUUACUAUUUUGUACCCUAGAGCUCGAGCUUAGAAAUUAGAACAAGCCAUGAUUAAAGUGACUGCAUAACAGCAUUGAGUUUAAGGUGGUGAUUUUUAUAAUAUAUGAACUAGUAAGCUCCAUUGAUCACAUUAGUGAUCAUGCUCUUCCUCUCGACUUCUAUCAAGAAAAUUAUUGUUUGUGAUCUAGAGGCUGAUAUUUGGGCCUCCAUUUUCAUUUUUCUUCUUUAAUUGUCAUUCUCUGUUAUUAAGUUUUUUGAUAUAUUUAAAAGAGGGUUUCAUGUUCAUCUUGAAUUGAGUAAAAAUGGUUCUCUACAUUUUUGGUAUUGCUCUCUAUCUGUUCUUUGCUGACGGACCCAAAUCCAGAUGAUCCCCUGGUGCCAGAGAUUGCUCAUAUGUACAAGACUGACAAAAACAAGUAUGAGACAACUCCAAGGAGCUGGACCCAAAAGUAUGCCAUAGAUUAGGCAUUCUAUAUUAUGUACUCGGGAAGAGCCUCUCUUUCUAAUACUUGGUCUUUCACUUCUAUGUAUGAAUGAAAUUAAGACUUGCCUCUUGAAUCCUAAAAUGGACAAAUGGAGGGGUUCGAAACAUGCCAUAAAAGGAGGGAAACACACAAAUGUUGCUUUUAA